This is a messenger RNA of Penicillium angulare, 399 nucleotides long. RefSeq lists its product as uncharacterized. The record is from RefSeq and is a predicted model, not a curated record. NCBI's taxonomy places the organism in Eukaryota, Fungi, Ascomycota, Eurotiomycetes, Eurotiales, Aspergillaceae. Bases 1 to 399 code for a protein of 132 amino acids. The transcript has a single exon.
AUGGCAAUCGACCUAAUUAAAAGUGUUAAGCGGGUUAUGGACUUUGAGCUUGGUAUACGAAAAUCGAAUCAAAGCAACAACGCCUCAAUAGCAGGAUACUGGGAAACCUGCCGCGAUGGACUGCUAUCUGGUGAUGCCUUAGCCACGGUGUUACAGAGGCUGCAGUCAGUUUCCGAAAAUACUAAACGGUGGGACUACGAUAUUGGCAGAAUUGUGUCACAGCGCCAAAUUGAUCCCCAUGCCUUCUUGGAACUUCGAGAAACCGGCACUGCGAGCUUUCAGCUCAAGGAGUCACUCUUCGACCAAGACUACGGAGCCAUUGGGCAAAAUUUGAGAUUUAAGCAAAUUGCUACAAAAUAUGAGACCGUUCGAUUUGAGCUGGAUUAUUCUCCAAUCUAA